CUUCUCGAGAGAAAAUGCUGGACAUUAUUAUAAGUUUGAGUUGUUUCUGAAGCAUCUCACGGGACCACAGACAGGCUCGCGCGCGCUCCUCGCGCGUUGAUAUCAGACUUACAUGUAAUACGUAGGUGAUGCUAUGCUUUUAUGAUAUACGGCCACUUUUAUGUGUUCCUUGAUAAGCAGAAAACUUGCGUAAAUUUGUAUUCUUCUCGGAAAUCUUAGAAAAACUGUUACUCACACAAUAUGAGGAAAUUUUGAGUGAGUAUUUUGCAAGUUGUGUUCGUAAUCAAGAGUGAUGGAGGACGAUUCUUCGACAAAUCUCGAGCUGCGACAAAGCUCAUCGAGUAAACAAACAUCAACUAGAAGUGCUCCGAAACCUCAAAGACAGGAGUCAUCUACAUCCAAUCGAAAAAAUUCAGACUCCAGUGCAAAAAGUUCAAUUAAAAGAGGACUUCCUUCUACGGCUAGUGUUAGGUCUGGUCUGGAGGCCGGGCAGACGACACGAAAUGGAAAGGACUACUACGACGAGGCCCGGAGGGCGGUGGAAAAUCAGAACAGGGAGACUUUUGAUACACCUGUUUUGGAAAGUAAACCAUCAAAUUAUCUUUGGUUGGCGCUUUUUACAACUAUUUUCUUUAAUCCGUUGACAGGAAUUGUUGCAAUGGUGAUGGCAAUCCAAGCGGACAAUGAAUACAUCAAAGGGAAUUCCGCCAAGUGUAAGAGACUGGGUAAAAUUGUCCGUGUGAUAUCGAUUGUAUCGAUAGCAUUGACGAUAAUCAUCAUCGCUGUCGUCAGCAUCGUCUUCAACAUCUAGUUGUCGUCUGCUCCCCCUUCCGCGUGUUGCAUUCUACCUCAGGGAUCGACUUUCACCUUCACUAUUACAGUGAAACUCCUUUUUUUAUAAUUAACUGUGAAUUCUAAUUCUAAUUUCAAAAUGAGAGUCUUCCAUAUUUGUGUUAGUACCAGAAGAUUUCAACUGCAUGUCUAAAGACUAUGGUAAUCCAUAUUCGUUGCUUUUAUUCAUACCUGGAAAUGAUAUGGGUAAAUAAAGUGCAUGGUUAAUAAUAAAAAAAAAAAACGAUC
Molecule: messenger RNA, 1080 nt
Organism: Ostrea edulis (European flat oyster)
Lineage: Eukaryota; Metazoa; Mollusca; Bivalvia; Ostreida; Ostreidae
Exons: 2
Coding region: 293-811 (172 amino acids)
Cellular component (GO): membrane
Source: RefSeq, a predicted model, not a curated record